CACUUAUAACGGCGCUCUACUCUCGCGAGCGCUCAUUCGACUCGCUAGCAACGGCAAAGCAACAAGUGAGUAUUGGCCAACGCUGUGUUACUACGCUCGUCAACCUCCUACCCUUACGCCCCUUCUCGACGAGACGCCUUAACCGAGAUCGUAAUGGCCGCUGUUGUUUUGGGUUUGUGGCUGGCAGGACUUGGGACUCCGUUUCUUGUGAUGUCGUCACCAGCUCCCGCCAUGACAGCUCCUAUCGCCGGGAUCAAUCAGGCACUUGACACAUCAGACUCGUUCAGGCAAUAUCCAGAUCUAGAUGACGUGGCCCUCGACAGACUGGCGGCCCACCUGACGGAGCUCCUAGAGGACGAGACGGCCGAAGCGCCCCUGGUCUACAUCGAGGGUCCCGGACCCCUGGACGAUGUCCCGGUCGGCGGACCGGAGGUGUGGAAGCGGUCACGCUACUACCGACGCUACCCCUGGAAACGCCAGAACCGUGGCUACGAUCCUGAGGGAUAUCUUUGCAACCCGUCUCGCGAGGACGUAUUUCAGCUACUGGUCGCACUGCACGAGGCGAGAGAGGGGAAUUUGUCGCGCACAGUCAGCUUCUGCAACCGUCGUCGACCUGCGCGCGCAAUCUUCACCAACAUCCGCUUUCUCGGCCGUCGCAAGUGAACGAUGCGCAACCACCACGCCCAAAGACAACAGAAUAGUACAAUAUUCUAUUGAAAGACAAUAGAAUAGUACAACUUUCUAUUGAAUGACAAUAGAAUAGUACAACUUUCUAUUGAAAGCCAAUGGAGUAGUACAGUAUUCUAUUGAAUGACAAUAGAAUAGUACUACUUUCUAUUGAAAGACAAUAGAAUAGUACAAUAUUUCAAUUGUCUUUGCAACUAAAUAACGUGACUAAGA
This is a messenger RNA of Nilaparvata lugens (brown planthopper), 900 nucleotides long. RefSeq lists its product as uncharacterized. Bases 154 to 663 code for a protein of 169 amino acids. The transcript has 4 exons. NCBI's taxonomy places the organism in Eukaryota, Metazoa, Arthropoda, Insecta, Hemiptera, Delphacidae. The record is from RefSeq and is a predicted model, not a curated record.